Juglans regia (Persian walnut) is the source of this 527-nucleotide messenger RNA. RefSeq lists its product as uncharacterized. The transcript is spliced from 3 exons. Lineage: Eukaryota; Viridiplantae; Streptophyta; Magnoliopsida; Fagales; Juglandaceae. The coding region runs from base 25 to 396 and encodes 123 amino acids. The record is from RefSeq and is a predicted model, not a curated record.
CAACUGAAUCGAUUCUGAACCCGAAUGAAAAAUGCACUCUCUUGCCCGACACCACAAUUCCUCUCCUCCCCUCUUCUCUGUGAAAUGAAGCGGCCUAAAGACGAUCUCCCCUCCUCGCCUCCCUGCUUCUUUGUGAAAUCAAGCUCCCCGCUUCUCUGUGGAUCGAGCUUCCUCUCUCGGAAAACACGGAAGGCCAUUCGAGUUCGAGGAGUACUACGUCCAGGUCUGCGGAAGAGAACCCAUCUCGAAGGCCAGAUCUGCGCCACGGAGAUGAAGUUACAAUGUGAUGAAAAGAGGUCCUUCAAUGGAGAAGCUGAGGCCAUUUCAGAAUCUGUGUUGUUUUCAUUUAAUUGUUAUUGUGGAGUAGUUGAUAGUAAUGUAAUUUGCAAUUUGUAGCUUUUUGUAAUACUCUUUCUUGGCAUGGGUUUUAUGUUCUAGCCCCGUGUUUGCCACUGUAUGCCAAAACAUGAUAUUUGUGUGAUUGGCAAGUAAAUGUAAUGGUUGGAGACUCCAUAUUAGAUUUUGAU